This is a messenger RNA of Penicillium expansum, 2295 nucleotides long. RefSeq names its product DNA polymerase epsilon noncatalytic subunit. Gene Ontology annotation, cellular component: epsilon DNA polymerase complex. Lineage: Eukaryota; Fungi; Ascomycota; Eurotiomycetes; Eurotiales; Aspergillaceae. Gene Ontology annotation, molecular function: DNA binding. The transcript has a single exon. Gene Ontology annotation, biological process: error-prone translesion synthesis; DNA-templated DNA replication. Bases 1 to 2295 code for a protein of 764 amino acids. The record is from RefSeq and is a predicted model, not a curated record.
AUGGACGCCUCAACACCGCGACAUCCUGAUCGCUUCAGAAUGGCGACAGAGGACCCUAUUCCUUCGUCCUCGCCUGCAUUUGGGACACCGGCACGUCCAUUUCGGAUACCCAAGGGAAAUGCGCCUCCCCCCAAAACUUCAAUUUUGCCAAUCCUACUCCCUCCAUCAACCCUACGCCCAGUAGCUUUUCGAACCUUCACUCGCAAACAUAACCUCACAAUAUCAUCGUCCGCGCUUCAAACACUAGCAGUAUUUGUGGGCAAGAACUGUGGCUCGGGGUGGCGCGAGGAAGGCCUAGCAGAGCGAGUCCUAGAUGAGGUUGCCAAAAUAUGGAAAAGAGCCGGCGGAGGCGUGAUUGUCGAGGAAGGGAAAGGAGCGUCCCUAAAGACAAUACUGCAAACCCUCGAGGGCAGUAUGAGUGGUGGAAGGGUUAUUGUUGGGAAAACGACUUCCCAAGAUGGUUCCUUGAAGGCAUCCACCCUAGGUGUAGAUGAUGGGCGGGUUGAAACAGCGGGUGACACCUCAAAACAAGGGAAUGCCGAGGAAGAGGACACACAACUGCCACUUCACCCAAGACAUUGGCUCAAGGUGAUUGACGCCUUUGAUCUUCCGCGCUUGACGUAUAACGUCGACAAGAAAUACUUCGAAGCCAUGAAGUCAAAGCCAUCCUUGUUUCCAUCACCAUCUUACAAAACUGCACUAUUCCGAGAUCGAUACAAUCUUGUAUAUCAACGAUUACUCCGCAAUGAAUCUUUCCAGAGCUCAUUGGGUGUCGCUGGUGUUCCUUCACUGCAACGCUCAUCGUCCAACCUAGCCCACCGACAAUCCUAUAAACUGACGCCAAUUGCAAAUUUGUUGGGCAGAAGUGGAACCUCGCAUCUACUGUUAGGAUUGCUUGCAAUUUCUCCUACUGGAGACUUGUCCCUGGUGGACCUGACUGGAAGUGUAGCAUUGGACUUGAGCCAUGCCCGAAUGAUACCUGAAGAUGGCGCGUGGUUUGCGCCAGGCAUGAUUGUGCUUGUCGAUGGAAUCUAUGAAGAGGAAGAGAUGGUAAAAGGUGCUGCAUUGGGAGGGAACACAGGAAUUGGGGGUGCAAUCGGAGGUCAGUUUGUCGGUAUAUCAAUCUGCGGACCUCCCUGCGAGCGACGUGAUAUCUCGCUAGGAACAAGCAACCGCCACGGCAGCGGACAGCUGAGCUCUAGUGGUGGAUUUGGGUGGGUUGACUUUGUCGGAUUGGGAAGUGAACGUGCCCAGGGUGCACGAAUGAGAAGAAUCCAGGAAAAAUGCCUACGAGGAGACCAGGAAGCGCCAGAAACUAUUAGGCUCAAAGUCGCCAUCAUGAGUGAGGUCAAUCUAGACAACAUGAAGGCACUUGACGCCCUGAAGAAAGUCUUCAGCACCUACAAUGAUCUAUCUCUUCCUGAACGCCCACAAGCCUUUAUCUUGAUCGGUAAUUUCGCGCAGAAAGCUAUCAUCAGUGGAGGUGGUCGAGCCGGGAGUAUCGAAUACAAGGAAUACUUCGACUCAUUAGCGCUGGUUUUAUCUGAUUUCCCAGCGUUGCUACAGCACUCGACCUUUGUCUUUGUGCCAGGCGAUAAUGACCCUUGGGCAUCGGCAUUCUCUGCUGGUGCAGCCUCAACAGUACCACGACAACCCAUUCCGGAAUUGUUCACCUCUCGAGUCAGACGUGCAUUUGCAACAGCAAACUCAGAGUUGAAUAGGUCACAAACCCCUGCACCCGCCGGUGAUGCAAUUUGGACUUCAAAUCCAGCACGUCUUUCGUGGUUCGGGCCUGUGCAUGACAUUGCCAUCUUUCGAGAUGAUAUCUCGGGAAGGCUGAGACGCAGCGCUGUCAACACCACCCUUGACAACGAAUCAGAUGUUACAAUGCAUGAACCCUCGAACAGUGCUACUGGUGCUACUGUCUUGGCUGUGGGUGAGAGCCAGAUCGAAGACAUGGGCCAGCAACAGGGCACCAAGGCUGAAACCGCCUCGUCUGGAGCGUCAAUGGCCCGCAGACUCGUUAAGACCAUCCUGGACCAAGGAACAAUCUCCCCAUUUCCGCUACCAUUGCGGCCCGUCUUAUGGGACCAUGCUUCAGCCCUACAGUUGUACCCACUGCCAACCGCAUUGGUACUUGCAGACCCCGAGGCCGCACCGUUUUGCAUGACCUAUGAGGGCUGUCAUGUCAUGAACCCCGGGCGCUUGCUACCAGAGGGUGGUGCUCCCAUGGUCAGAUGGGUCGAGUACGAUGUGUUACGCAACCGAGGGAAGAUCAGGGAAGAGCGCUGUUAA